Owenia fusiformis is the source of this 2424-nucleotide messenger RNA. NCBI's taxonomy places the organism in Eukaryota, Metazoa, Annelida, Polychaeta, Sabellida, Oweniidae. The record is from the annotation of a GenBank genome assembly.
GACAUCACUAAAGGAGAGGAGAUCUUAAUAAUUUCUAGCCAAUGCAGACGAAAUUCAAGACUGCAAAACAUGGAAAAAAUGGCUGAUAUUCUUACAGAAGGGGGACAUUCCGUCACCAUGUUGACAAACAACAAAUUAGGAAAGCCACGAUUUGAAUCACCAAAUAUCACAACAUUUGAAUAUGCAUUACCUGAAGAUUUCAUACCAUGUGAUCAUCCGAAGGUUGUUGAAAAAAUGCAUGAUGCUUCAGUAUUCACUCUAAUGGAGAUACUAUCUAAUUACUCACGAGAUAUCACAAAUGGCCUAAUGAAGAGCAAUCUAUUAGAAACAAUCAAGAAGAAAAACUAUGAUUUACUCAUUGUGGAUCACGUUGAAAUAUCAGGAAUUGUCAUGACUGGAGUAUUAGAUAUACCAACUAUUUUGUACGCAAUUGAAGGGACAUAUACAGAUCUCAUAACUGGCCCUGUAGGCCACCCUGUCCCAUGGUCAUUUGUUCCUAAUACACUUACAAAGUUCUCAGAUAAAAUGACAUUCAUAGAAAGGUUACUCAAUGCGGCAACCCAUCUUGCAAAUGCACUUGCAAUAUAUCCUAUUAAAGGGGAGCUAAAGAGACUGAAUGAAGAGUAUAAUUUAAAUAUCCCCAUUGAUCACCAGCGAGUAGAUCUUGUAAUGAGUAACAGUCAUAUUGCAUUGGAGUACCCAAGACCGCUCAUGCCCAACCAUGUAUACAUUGGUGGUUAUACACUUGAACCACCAAAGCCUCUUCCUAAAAAUAUCAAUGGCAUACUAGCUGACUCACAAUUUGAUGAUAUUAUCAUUGUAAGCUUUGGUUCACUUGUUAAAGAUUUGGUGAAUCCUGAAAAAUAUGAAGUUCUUGCUGAAGCUUUUGCAAGACUACCAUAUACUGUUCUAUGGAAACAUAAUGAGAAGCCACCCACUAACCUAGGAAAGAACACUCAUUUGAUAAAAUGGCUACCUCAGAAAGAUUUGCUGGGAUAUUCAAAAACACGCCAGUUUGUUACACAUUGUGGAAGGAGCUCAUACUUGGAGACAAUUUACCAUGGUGUACCAGUUGUUGCCUUGCCAUUAUCGUUUGAUCAGCCUAAAAAUGCAAAUCUAUUAAGCAACCAUUUACAAAUGGGACUAACAUUGGAUAUUAACACUCUUGUGGCCGAUGAACUUGAGCAAGCUAUUCUUAAUGUACUUUCUGAUCCAAAAUAUACAGAAAAUGCAAGGAAAGCAAGUGAUUUGUUCAAAGACAAUCCUGUGUCUCCAAGAGAAACAUUGCUGUACUGGGUGAAUUAUGUUAUUAAACAUGAUGGAGCUGAUCAUUUGAAAUCCCAGGGAAUGAAAAAUCUCUCAUGGUAUCAGUAUUUCUUGUUGGAUAUCAUUGGACUUGUACUACUAACUUUGGUUAUACUUGCUAUUGUUUGUUUCUAUUUAUACCGAUUCAUGAUAAGAUGCUUCAAGUCAUGGCUUAAAAUUAAACAAGAUUAAUGAUAAGCUUUUUUAAUGGAAUAACAUGCAUAGUCAGUGCAGGAAUUUAACAAACCCAUAUAAAUAACUGUAACGAGAAAACUGAAUUUUUAUAUAGAGUAUACUGUAUAAGUGGUAUUUAAUCUGAGUGGUUAAUUUUCCGAAUGGUCAAAUUUCAUCAAUUUCCUAAUUCUAAUUUUCCUAAUGACAAGAAACCUCCCAUUGGAUAACAUUAUAAAGACAAUAUUUCCGACAUUUAAUUUUCCGAACCUAGCAAAAAUUAGGAAAUAGGCAAAUUAAAUGAUUAGGCAAAAUUACCACUUAUACAGUAAAUAUAUAUUGAUAUUUUGUAAAAUGAAUAAAGGUUGAAAUUAAACAUCAUAGUUACUAGUUAUGAUGAUCUUUUGACAUUUAUUUAGACUCUGUGACACUCUUUUCUAACCCACCUCAUUUGAGACUGAGUAAUAUUACUUGUAUGAAUAUAAAUGAUAUGAUAGUUUAUUGGUCUCUUGAAAACAAUUUAGUUAUAGUGAAUAAAUCUAAAAGGCAAUUUAUUUAACAAAUAAAACAUGAUUUAGUUUGGUAAUAUUUCGAUUUAUUCUUAAAAUCUCUUUCAAGCAACUGAAAAUGUUUUUUAUAUUUAUGGCAUCAUAUUACAAUAGCUAGCAAGACUGUGUUUAACAAUACAGUUUCCAUUGCAAUGUAACAACAACACUUGGUGCAUAUGGGCUUAUGCAGGGGGGGGUGCAUUUGGAGCAAAUACAGUACACCCCCCCCCCCCACUUUGUUCAUGGUGCUGAGGAAAACAAUGUGCUCUGGCAAACAAAGUGGAGAAUAAGGCUUUAAGUGCAAGCUAUGAUGGAGACUGUUUUUUUUUGUUUUGGAUGAAGAUGAACCCCCUUGGUAAAAUCCUGAUGCACAAUUUCAUGAGAAAAUGUUUAAUUGGUC